UCCAUAACACCAACCGAAAUUCUCGCCGCUCGGUCCGACUCAAAUUUUCCCUCAGAAGACUUUUAGGGUUUUACCACAUCUCCUUCCCAAACUUUCUCUGUGUAUGAUUCCCGAAAAAUAAAUCCUGAGCAGAGAGAUUUGCCGGAAAAGUUAGGGAGAGAGAGAGAGAGUUUGUGAGGUUGAUGGAGGUUUGAAGGGAAUGACCGGAACUUUCUCUCUCGUUCGCUGAGAAAGAGAGAGAAAGUGAGGAAAAAUCUUAAAUCAAUGAUGUUUGUUUGGUUCAUUCUUCUGAGGCUGUGAAACCAGAGCUUUCUUCUUUCUUUCUGAUUUUUCCGUGAAAGUUACCUAGAAACAAGAAAGGAAAAGAGAAGACGGGAGAAGUAAAAUAUUUAAAUAAUAAUAAUAAUAAUAAUUUUAAGAUUUUUACGAUAUAGAUGGAGUUCCUUGUCCUCUUUGCCUGAAACGUGUGAGAGUGUGGAAUUGAAGCGAGAGCGAUAGAGAAAAAUGGACGACGACAUGGAUGAAUUUGUUGUGGAACCGUUUGUGGCUGAAGAAAUCGAUCUUGAUUACGAGUUCGAUGUGCCUCGCUUCUACGAUUUCACUUGGCCGGAGACGGAUCUGGAGGCCAGAGAAGCCGAGCGCUGGUUCGAAUCAGCACAAAGUUAUCCGCCUUCGCCUUUCAUCGUAAAGUUGAAGUGGCCAAAAGAAGUUCCUAUAGAAAAUUCGAGCACCUAUGCUAAACCCAGAAAUGAUGCAAACAUGGAUUCCAUUGGGAAUUACUCUGACAGCUGCAUGUGUUCUGAAGUUUCUGCAACAGAUGAUUCCAACAAAGGAUAUUAUAAUCAGAUGGCUCCAGCUAGUCCAAAAGCUAAGACAAAGUCCCCAGUUAAGUCAACUUUAGCAAGGAGUUCAACUUUAAUGAAACCAACAGCUAGUAAUUUGGCCAAGCAGAAUAAACCUCGAGAAAUUCAUUCCACACGAUUCUUGAGAAGGUUUCAGAAUAAGUUAGAGAACAUUGAUGAAAAGAGUUCACGGAGUGCUUAUGUAAUUGACUGCCAAGCUACCAAAAGACAAAAGUUGGGGGCCGGUUACUUAAAGAAGGUUUCUCACCUGAAGCAUCAAGCUCUUUUGCAACACAAGUUACCUAAAAAGGUUGAAACCAUUGAUGUUAACUCUGUGGUGCAUAGUAGACCUGAAGUUACCAUUCCUAGAGAACCUAAUCUGGCAACAGCACGUAGGGCACAAAGAGAUAGGUCUAAGAUCAAAACAGAGUCAGGUCAACAUGCACAAUCAAAUGCUUAUAAUUAUUGCUUCAAAGCACGCCCUUUGAACAGAAAAAUUCUUCAGGCACCUUCAUUGCCCCUUCCUAAGAAGAGCAUACCACAGCUGCAAGAGAUUCAAGUGUUUCACCUGAAGACAUCAGAAAGGGCUAUGCAACACACAUCCAGUAAUGCAGGGAAUACAUCUAAAUUUAACUCUAUUUCACAAAGUGCAACUGUGGACAGUAAAAGUCUAAAUUGUAGUGAUGCUUUAAGGCGGAACUGCAAAACAGUUAACAAAUUCAAAGCUCGCCCUCUUUAUACGAAGAUACUUUCAAGUAAAGGAGAAAUUGGUAUCUUCCAAAAUUCCAAGCAAGAAACCACUGUGCCAAGGGAAUUCAAUUUUUUAACUGAUAAGACGUUUCCUGAGCCACCAAUAGAAUUACUUAGUAAGCUCUCCCUAGCAUCUGAUUCCCACCCUAAUGUGAAAUCUCAAUCAAAAAUGUACCUGCCCACUAAGGUUGCUAAAGAGAACACACCAGGCCCUUUCCAUCAAGCACGAGUAUGUUAGAAUCAUAAGAUUGGGUUGGAAGUAGUAUCAAUGUUGGCGCUACAGGAGGAUUCCUGAAAUUGGACCACAACUAUACAUUAACAGGCUAACAUAAAAAAAGCAGAGGAAGCAAGAUUAUGCCGAUGCUCUUUGCUCAACAAUGUGGAGCUUCUUUUGUACAUUGGACGAAUUUCACGGAAGGUGUCCUCAACCAACAAAUCACAGGGUUUGUUUCUAGUUGUUAGCAAAGAUUUUUUUGUGCUUUACCAGUUGUAGCCAAAGGAAAUAAUAGCUCAUUUUUGCCAAAGAAAUUGUAAUUUCUCAUUUUGGCAAUUGUGGUUUUUUCAAUAAAAUUUUUAGAGGCCAACCGUGUACAGCGUUCAAGUAUCUAAACCUUCACUCAGUUUCAUCCUUUCUUUUCUUUCUUAUGUCGUGUUACCGUUGGGAUUAGGA
Molecule: messenger RNA, 2262 nt
Organism: Alnus glutinosa
Lineage: Eukaryota; Viridiplantae; Streptophyta; Magnoliopsida; Fagales; Betulaceae
Product: protein TPX2-like
Exons: 17
Coding region: 505-1830 (441 amino acids)
Biological process (GO): activation of protein kinase activity; regulation of mitotic spindle organization; mitotic spindle assembly
Cellular component (GO): nuclear microtubule; mitotic spindle
Molecular function (GO): protein kinase activator activity; microtubule binding
Source: RefSeq, a predicted model, not a curated record